CUCUCUCUCUCUCUCUCUCUCUCUCUCUCAAGAGAAUGGGGACUGAUCUUUUGAAUUCAACUGGAGAUGGAUACCAAGAGGAGGGAUCGAGGCUCAAUCCAUCUCCUCUUGAUCCAACACCGCUUCAUCCGUCUCAUCUUGAGCUUCAAAAGCUUGACGCAGGAGCUCUCUUUGUUCUCGAGUCCAAAGGCUCUUGGAUACACUGUUGGUACCAUUUGACAACUGCGAUUGUGGGCCCAGCCCUUCUUAGCCUUCCCUUUUCGUUUGCCUCACUUGGGUGGGUGGCUGGAGUUACAUGCUUGACCAUUGGAGCCAUUGUCACCUUCUAUUCCUUCAACCUCUUGUCUGUAGUCAUUGAACAUCAUGAGCAACAUGGGCGACGACAACUUCGGUUCAGAGACAUGGCCACAGAUAUUUUAGGACCGAAAUGGGGCCGUUAUUAUGUUGGUCCCUUGCAAUUCGGACUAUGCUAUGGGGCGGUGGUUGGUUCCAUUGUAUUGGGUGGACAGAGUAUGAAGGUUGGUGGGUUCUUGCAAGAAGAAAAUUGGAAACACCUUCAUUUCAUUUAUGUGCUUUCCAACCCAAAUGGUUCGAUAAAGCUUUAUGAAUUUGUAGCUAUCUUUGGAGCUGUAAUGUUACUUUUGGCUCAAAUCCCAUCUUUUCACUCCCUUCGGCACAUUAACCUGGUUUCUUUGGUUCUCUCACUAGCCUACAGCAUCUGUGCUACUGCUGGAUCCAUCUACAUUGGGAAUUCCACUAAGGCAUCGUCAAAGGUAUACUCCUUGGCCAGUGAUGGAGAAAAUCGUGUUUUCAGUAUCUUCAAUGCUUUAUCCAUCAUCGCAGCAUCGUAUGGAAAUGGCAUCCUUCCUGAAAUACAGGCAACUCUAGCACCUCCAAUCAAGGGGAAGAUGUUCAGGGGACUCUGCAUGUGUUAUGUGGUAAUAUUCUCAACUUUCUUCAGUGUGGCUAUCUCCGGCUAUUGGGCAUUUGGCAAUUUGUCGGCCGGAAGUGUCCUCAGUAACUUCAUUGUUGAUGGAAAGCCGUUGGUCCCUGAUUGGUUUGUUCUGAUGACCAACAUCUUUGUCCUCCUACAAGUGUCAGUUGUGGGUGUGGUGUACUUGCAACCGACAAAUGACAUGCUCGAGAGGAAAUUUGCAAAUGCCGAAUGUGAACAGUUUUCCCUUCGGAAUGUUGUCCCUAGGUUGGUUUCUCGAUCGUUUGCGGUCAUCAUAGCGACAAUUAUCUCUGCAAUGCUUCCGUUCUUCAGCGAUAUCAAUGCAUUCCUUGGGGCUUUAGGGAUCUUCCCUUUGAACUUCAUCCUUCCAAUGAUCUUCUACAAUCUGACAUUCAGGCCAUCGAAAUGGAGUUUGCUUUUCUGGGGCAAUGCCGCUAUUGCAGUGGUCUUUUCAAUUGUUGGGAUGAUAGGAGUGAUUUCUGCCAUCCGACAAAUAGUUCUAGAUGCGAAAAACUAUCACCUCUUUGCUAAUCUAUGAAGAGAAUCAAGCAAUAAGUAGAGGUAUUACUCGAUGUUCAUAUACAUGGGAGUUUAGUCUUUAGUGAUGUAAACAAUUGAUAUGAUGGACCCAAAUAUGAUUUCCAACAUCAUAGCCAUUGAA
Messenger RNA from Magnolia sinica, 1616 nucleotides. Its product is annotated as GABA transporter 1-like. The transcript has 7 exons. The record is from RefSeq and is a predicted model, not a curated record. The coding region runs from base 36 to 1493 and encodes 485 amino acids. NCBI's taxonomy places the organism in Eukaryota, Viridiplantae, Streptophyta, Magnoliopsida, Magnoliales, Magnoliaceae. Gene Ontology annotation, cellular component: plasma membrane.